AUGUCCGAUAAAGGUGAGCGCUAUGAUUGUCGAUCGUGUGACCGACCAAACUCAGCUGAUAUCGGGAUGGUUGCUUGUGAUGAAUGUUCCACCUGGCACCAUUACUCAUGUGUCGGCGUGUCUCCGGGAGUUGAAACACGCCCAUGGCGUUGCAACAAGUGUGCUAUUGCAUCUACAUUAGCAUCGACGUCUAAAGAACAACGCCGGCGAGAUGGACCCGAUUCGUUGACACCUCCUAACCCUCCUAAGGAGGUCGCAAACCGUGACUCUCGUAGCGUUCAUAAUCAGGUGGAUGGUAACAAAUCGUUGGAUGGAAGAACUAAUGCAUCCGGUACUUCCAGUGUUCGUUCCCGAGCACGUCUAGCCCUACUGCGAUUAGAAAACGAGCGUCUAUUGGAACAGUCCAGGUUGGAAGAAGAACGUUUACGACUCGAGGAUGAACGAAUCCAGAGGGAGAAGGAGAGGGCGCUUCGUGCAAAGGAAAUUGCGGCUAUGGAAAAGUACUUGCAGGAAAAGCUCGAAUUGGAAGAAAUCAUAAAUGACGAUAGUAGUUCCAAGGCAAGUAGCUCUAAUGCUAGCGGUGGCACUAAAGCCAAACAAACCAAGGCUUGGCUGAUAGACCAACACAUGCAGUCUGAUUCCAACAUGAACAGCAGAUGCGUUGAGCCACCAAUAGGCAGCUUCCCACCCGGAUCGUUUGCACCUGUACCCGAGGUACCGGAAGCUAGAGCCCUAAUGAUCGACCAGUCGGUCCACGGGGUGGGGCCUAGUGCAAAUCAGCUGGCUGCGAGACAGAUAUGGCCCAGAAAGCUUCCUACGUUCUCCGGAGAUCCAAGUGAGUGGCCCAUAUUCUAUAGCAGUUUUGAAACUGCUAACAUGGCCUGCGGGUUUUCGAAUGUCGAAAAUAUCAUCCGAUUGCAAGAGUGUUUGCGAGGACCAGCAAGGGAAGCCGUCGUUACCAAAUUGAUGUUUCCGCAGAGUGUGCCGAUGAUCAUAGAAACAUUAAAGCGCUUAUACGGAAGACCUGAGCUUUUAAUCAAGACUUUGCUUGCGAAAGUUCGAAGUGUAGAAGCUCCUAAACCAGAAAGACUCGAUACGUUGAUGAACUUUGGAAUGGCUGUGCAGCAGUUGUGCGAUAGUCUGGAAGCAGCGAACCUAAAGGCACACCUUUCUAACCCAGCGCUACUCGACGAGCUAGUGGAUAAACUUCCUGCAGCGAUCAAACUAGACUGGGUUAGACACAAGCGAGCAUUUCCAGAUCCAACGUUAAAGGAGUUUGGAGGCUUCAUGACAGCACUUGUUGAAGACGCCAGCGAAGUUACAACAUUGUUGCAACCGAGAACGGAUGUCAAUAAGCAGGAAAAGGGGAAAUCACGCGAACGAGGUCAUCUGAACACCCACAUUUUCAAUGAGCUUGAUUCACAGGAUGGCAUCGACAGGAAGCCUUGCCCAAUAUGCGAGCGUACUGACCACCGUGUUAGAAAUUGCGAAAAGUUUCGACAGAUGGAUGUCCAAUCACGAAUUGCAGCCGCCGAAAGAUGGAAGCUCUGCGAGGUGUGUUUAUUUGACCAUGGACGUUGGAAGUGUAGAUCCAGAUUUCAUUGCACUGUUGGUAGUUGCCGCUCAAGACAUCAUCCGCUGUUACAUCGCCCGAUAUCACCUGCUGAAGUCCAAGCAGACUGCCAUACCCAUGGUAAAGUAGGAAAAUCAGUACUUUUCAGAGUUGUGCCGGUCACGUUAUACAACGGGGAUAGGUACGUCGAUACGUAUGCCUUCCUCGAUGAAGGCUCCUCUUUCACCCUGAUAGAAUCCAGCGUUUCGCGUAGUCUUGGACUGGAAGGAAAAUUGGAACCAUUAGAAAUGAGAUGGACGUCAAAUGUGGUUCGAAAUGAAAAGGACUCUCGGCUAGUGGACGUUGAAAUUGCUGGUCGAGGAAAGCAGGAGCGACACCUACUCAAAGAAGCCCAUACGAUCAAUGGUUUGAAUCUCCCUAGACAAAGCUUAUCAUUUGAGGAUUUGAGCAAAUGCUUCCAUCAUCUGCAAAACGUCCCAGUAUCGUCCUAUGCAAAUGCAGUUCCAAAACUACUGAUUGGUUUGCAAAAUUUGGAGUUAUUGGCACCUAUAGAAAGCAAGAUCGGUCAACCUGGCGACCCGAUCGCGGUGCGUAGCGUCUUGGGUUGGGCUAUCUACGGCCCGGGUGGAAAAGUAAUGCAGAAUCACUUGAACCAUCACAAUUGCAAAUGCCCUGCUGAUGACGAAUUGAACGAAAUGGUUCGGCAACGGUUUGUUCUUGAGGAUGUAGGAGUGUCACCGACGCUAUUGCCCGAACCUGCUGAAGAAAGAAGAGCUAGAAGGAUGUUGGAAAUGACGACCAGACGAGUGGGUGACCGAUUUGAAACAGGUCUUUUGUGGAAGACCGACGAAAUCAAGUUUCCUGAUAGUCGAGCCAUGGCCUUGCAAAGGAUGAAGUGCUUGGAAACCAAAUUAGCGAAAGACCCCGAAUUGAAGGCCAAUGUACAACAACAAAUUCAACAGUAUGUCCAAAAAUCGUAUGCACAUAAAGCAACGGAGAAAGAACUUGCGGAAGCGGAUCCAAACCGAGUCUGGUACCUCCCAUUGAACGUCGUGCAUCAUCCUCGGAAGCCGAAUAAAAAGCGACUAGUGUGGGACGCAGCCGCUCGAGUAGAUGGUGUGUCUUUAAAUUCCCAACUCUUGAAAGGUCCGGAUCUGCUCGUAUCACUUCCCUCUGUAAUCUGCAAAUUUCGAGAACGGCGCAUUGGCUUUGGAGGCGAUAUUCGGGAAAUGUUCCACCAAAUCCGCAUUAGGACGGUGGACAAACACUCCCAAAGAUUCUUCUUCCGCUUCAACCUCAAUCAACCACCAGACGUUUACGUGAUGGACGUUGCGACGUUUGGAGCGACGUGUUCGCCUUGCUCUGCUCAGCACGUUCUGAAGGUCAACGCUGAAGAGCACGCGAACCUUUUUCCUGAAGCUGCGAAGGCAAUUGUGGACAAGACCUAUAUGGACGAUUAUUACGAUAGUGCAGAUACCACAGACGAAGCAGUAGCUCGUGCGUUACAAGUGAGGGACAUUCAUAAAAACGGGGGAUUCGAAAUGAGGAAUUGGUCGAGUAAUAGUCCCGAAGUGUUGCUGAAAUUAGGACAAACCGUUGAACCCCCAGGACCUUCGUUUGUCUGUGAUAAAAGCGACGGAUGGGAAAGGGUGCUGGGAAUGAUGUGGGACCCUGUUAAAGACGUCUUUGUGUUCUCUACCGAUCUCCGAGGGGAACUGGCUGCUUACAUUGCUGGAGAUAAAAGACCAACAAAACGAAUGGCUCUGCGGUGCAUUAUGAGUCUCUUCGAUCCAUUGGGACUCCUUGCACCGUACUUGGUGCACGGAAGGAUGCUGCUUCAAGACGUCUGGCGUUCAGGUGUAUCAUGGGAUGAAGAGGUGCAAGAUGAAGAAUUCGCAAAAUGGAGACGCUGGACUGAACUUCUGAAGGGGAUCGGCCAACUGGAGAUUCCGCGUCACUACUUUAGCCGUGCAAGACAGGAUGCCUGUAGAACUUUACAACUACACGUAUUUACCGAUGCUAGCGAAGCGGGGUACGGCUGUGCUGCAUAUUUCCGGAUACUCGAUGGCAGCAAUGUAACAUGUACUCUGGUGAUGGCAAGAAGUAAAGUGGCUCCGCUGAAGCACCAAUCUAUCCCGAGAAUGGAGUUACAAGCUGCACUUUUGGGAGCACGCCUUGUGCAGAAUGUUUGCGAAAAUCAUACAAUUCAAGUCAAUGAUCGGUUCGUGUGGACGGAUUCAACUACGGUACUUUCAUGGAUUCGAUCGGAUCAUAGAAGAUACAUGCAGUAUGUGGCUCAUCGUGUAGGAGAGAUCCAGUCGUUGACCGAGCCUAAGAAUUGGAGAUGGGUUCCCACAAAGGACAACGUAGCGGAUGCCUUAACAAAGUGGGGUAAAGACACCGAACCAACUUCGCAUGGCAGGUGGUUCAAUGGUCCAUUGUUUCUUAACCAACCCGAGGUCGAUUGGCCACCGCAGAAAGCAAUUCCGUUAAACACCGGGGAAGAACUUCGGGCCCGUUAUGCACUUAUCCACGUACCAGUACCUGAACCGUUCAUAGAUGUCGAACGAAUUUCUAAAUGGAAGAUUCUUGUUCGUACAAUGGCCCAAGUUCUUCGAUUUGUUUCCAAUUGUCGUCUGCGAGUUGAGGGCAAACCAGCGGAAACGGUAGAAGCGACAUCCUUACAACAACGAUACCUGAAAUGUCUAACACCAACGGUUAGAGUUCCGCUGCAGCAGAGCGAAUACUUAAAAGCGGAACAGUUACUUUGGCGUAUAGCACAGGCCGAAUGUUUUCCGGAUGAGGUGAAGAUCUUGACUCAUAACCGAGAUUUGCCGCUACAGCAAUGGAAGAAAAUCGACAGAGCGAGUAAAAUAUACAAAUCUUCUCCAUUCAUCGACGAAUUUGGAGUAAUGAGAGUUGACGGUAGGACGACUAAUGCGAAAUAUCUACCGUUUGAUUGUCGUUUCCCCGUGAUAUUACCAAAGGACCAUCUCAUAACGACUCGUCUGGUGGAACAUUACCAUCGCAUCUGUGGGCAUACGAAUAAGGAAGCCGUUGUAAACGAAAUUCGUCAGCGGUUCGAUAUUUCUCAUCUACGCGCUGUGGUGGACCGAGUAGCCCAGGACUGCAUGUGGUGCAAGAUUAAAUCGAGCAAGCCACAUUUCCCGCGGAUGGCGCCCCUACCCGAACAACGUCUUACUGCAUAUGUUCGUCCAUUCAGCUAUGUCGGAAUAGAUUACAUGGGUCCGUUGGAAGUGACCGUUGGGCGACACAAAGAGAAGCGAUAUGUCGCGGUAUUCACCUGUCUAGUUGUCCGCGCUAUCCAUCUAGAAAUCGCCUUUGAUCUAUCCACGGACUCCUGCAUAAUGGCAAUCAAACGCUUUGUUCGAAAGCGAGGGUCGCCGCUCGAAAUAUUCUCCGAUAACGGGACCAAUUUCGUUGGCGCAAGUCGUCAGCUAAAAGAGCAAAUCCAACGAAUCAAUGAAUCAUGUGCAGAAACUUUUACCGAUGCUCAUACGAAAUGGUCGUUCAACCCCCCGUCGGCGCCACACAUGGGGGGUGUGUGGGAACGGAUGGUGCGCAGCGUUAAGGACGGAAUGAAGGCAAUUGACGAUGGACGUAAACUCACCGAUGAAGUCUUGCUGACAGUUUUAGCAGAAGUUGAAGGAUUCGUAAAUGCCCGUCCAUUAACUUACAUGCCUGUAGAUAGAGAAAAUCUGGAGGCGAUAACGCCCAAUCAUUUUUUGAUUGGAGGAUCAUCACCAAGUCAUGAACCGCUAAGGAUGUCGACGGAUCUCGGCGCUAUGUUGCGAAGCAGCUACCUACGGAGUCAGUACAUAGCCGAUAAAGUAUGGAGCAGAUGGCUAAAAGAGUAUCUACCUACAAUCAACAAACGCUCUAAAUGGAUCGAUGAUGUUCGAGCAGUUCAAGUAGGGGACCUGGUGUAUGUUGUCGAAGGCGACAGAAGGACUUGGACCCGCGGAAGGAUUGAGGAGCUCAUAACCGCGAAAGAUGGACGGGUCCGGCAAGUGAUCGUACGUACCGCAUCUGGGCUAUUAAGACGGCCAGUGGUGAAGUUGGCGCUUAUGGAGAUAGGAAAGACUCGUGAACCCGAGGAAGAGCAAGAUGAUCUUCACUUGGAUCCACGGGGUGGGGGAUGUUCUGGCAUCACGGCGCCGCAUCACGUUUGA
Messenger RNA from Aedes albopictus (Asian tiger mosquito), 5766 nucleotides. RefSeq lists its product as uncharacterized. The coding region runs from base 1 to 5766 and encodes 1921 amino acids. Gene Ontology annotation, biological process: DNA integration. Gene Ontology annotation, molecular function: nucleic acid binding. NCBI's taxonomy places the organism in Eukaryota, Metazoa, Arthropoda, Insecta, Diptera, Culicidae. The record is from RefSeq and is a predicted model, not a curated record. The transcript has a single exon.